Messenger RNA from Racocetra persica, 434 nucleotides. The record is from the annotation of a GenBank genome assembly. NCBI's taxonomy places the organism in Eukaryota, Fungi, Glomeromycota, Glomeromycetes, Diversisporales, Gigasporaceae.
AACAGAUACAGUUGCAAAACAAUACUGUAGAUAGAUUAGACGUCAGAGUUAAUUCUUCUGAGAAUAUCAUUAAUAGACUCUAUCUUGUUAUAAACCAGUGCAUUGAUACUAACUCCAAAUUAUUAACAGAUGAUACUAAGGAAAUCAAUCAUUUCUUGGUUAAUAUUACCCCUUGUGAGAAACGGAGCACUAUUUAUACAGACAUAAUGAACUCUGGUGAUACUUCUAAACAGAUAGAAAAUAACUCUAGCUCUAAUUUAUCAGAACAGUCCUCUUUAGAGCAAAAUACCGAUUUACGAAAAAUGCAAACUCCCAAAAUAGACAUACACCCUUUAAUACAAGAAUUAAAAAUAGAUCCUUUGGAAGAAGUUUACGUUAAGACUAUUAAUAUAGAUAAAAAUUCUACUGAUAAUCAAUUAUCUGCAAUCAAAUUG